GACAGGAAGUGACGGAGACGCUGAAGGCGACUGAAGGGAGGGGUCUGAACUGGGAGCUGGCCAGGACGCCUGGGUUCACACAGUGCUCUGAGGACAGGGUACCCCCCGCUGAGCCCCUCUCCCCACCCCGAAAGUUGUUUCCAUCGCGUCAUUCGCGCCAACGGCUCCGGGCAGGAAACGCUGCGUCACGGCAUCGACCACUUCCCCCCCCAGCCGCGCCCGGCUCCCGACACGGCCCCCACCAGCCAUGGGGCACCGCCCAGCCCGGCCCAUGGGUCCUCGCCACCCCCCACGAGCCGCUGGCGCGCCGGGCACCCUCCGCUCCCAGCCUUGACCCGAUCGCCGACGAUGCCCCCAUCUCUGCCCCCCAGCCCCCAGCUCCCGCCCCCUUCGCCGCCCCCCGCCCUGCCCUGCGCCGCCUGCCUAGUGCCCAUGCUGGCGCUGGCGGGGGUGGCCGGCCUCUUCGUGGUGAUCUCGGCCCUGCUGGGCGAGCGGCUCUUCCGGGGGGCCCGGGCCCGGGGGGUGCCCAGCAUGUGGCGCCGGGGCGGGGCGCUGUGGAUCGAGCCGGCGGCCCCGCCCCAGCUGGACAGAGCCCCCCAGGUGGAGACGGGCGACCUGUGGAUCCCGCGCCCCCCACCCAGCGCCGAGGACUGGUACCGGGGGCCCGCCGGCAGCUCGGGGAGUGGCACCUCCAGCGGCGUCCACUCGGGGGCGCCGGAGAGCUCUGGCAGCACCACGGCCUUGUGGGACCCUGAGGCACCGGCCUGGGGGGCUCAGCCCCAUGUCACCCUGCAGGACAUCUCCGAGUUCUUCCGACGCGGAGGGGGGAGGGGGCCGUGAGCACCGGCACGGGGGGGCACCAGGAGGCGACACCCCCGCCCCAAGAAGCAGGAUUCACCCCCAUGGAUGUUGGGGCAGAGCUGAGAUUUUGGGGGGACACUUUGAAAAUUGGAGGGGCACAAGCCUGUUGAGGACCCCCCCACUGUCCCCCACCAUGGGACACAGAGGGGUCUGCACCCCCCUGCCUCCCUGGCCCGCCAUGGGGCACAGAAGGGCUGCUCUAUGGGACAUGGGAAAUUUCUGCCAGCGGCCGGUUCUCGGGGCUACGGACAAGUGGCCAAAGCUCUUGGCUCCGUUAACAGCCCCUGGGUGGGGGCUCGUUGUGUCCCCUAUUCACCCCCUGUGACAAAGUGGGAAUGUUCUUAAUGUUGUCUCUGAACACUGUGUGGGUGCCUCGGUUUCCCCAUGCCGUUCUCAAGGUGCCAGCUGAACGUGUUGGAGAACAAAGAGAUCAGGUGACCCCAUGGCCCAGGAAAGAGACAAAGGCCACGGGGGGGCUGGAGAGUCUCAGUUUGGAGC
This is a messenger RNA of Gopherus evgoodei (Goodes thornscrub tortoise), 1359 nucleotides long. It is a transcript of the gene CUNH16orf54, whose product is annotated as chromosome unknown C16orf54 homolog. The record is from RefSeq and is a predicted model, not a curated record. The transcript is spliced from 2 exons. Lineage: Eukaryota; Metazoa; Chordata; Testudines; Testudinidae. Bases 349 to 840 code for a protein of 163 amino acids.